Molecule: messenger RNA, 2562 nt
Organism: Mobula hypostoma (lesser devil ray)
Lineage: Eukaryota; Metazoa; Chordata; Chondrichthyes; Myliobatiformes; Myliobatidae
Gene: pmela
Product: premelanosome protein a
Exons: 12
Coding region: 95-2500 (801 amino acids)
Biological process (GO): melanosome organization
Cellular component (GO): melanosome; plasma membrane
Source: RefSeq, a predicted model, not a curated record
UCAUUUGAUUUCAACUUAUUUAUAAAUGGCUUCUAUAUAAGAUGUGCUCUCUUGGUCUCUGAAUCAUUUGAAGAAAGAAGAAAUAAAGAAGAAGAUGAGGAGGAAACUGCAGUUGCUCUUGAUUUUUAUCAUUUGUGCUGCUCCUUGGGUUAUGAGCUGGUCUCCUAAUGGUGGACACAAAAAGAACAAAGGUAAUUCUACUCCAAGAAGGUUAGCUGGCUCUAAAAACUGGAAUUCUGAACUUUACCCCAUUUGGAAGGCUGGAGACUCCAGAUGGCAUGACUGUUGGAUAGGAGGGCCAAUUUCAGUUGAAGUUAACAACGACGCCCCCACUUUAACAGGAGCUAAAUCCACCUUCUACAUUAACUUGAAAUUCAACAGGAAUCAGACCAUUCGUUCUGAUGGACGGAUUGUUUGGGCUGAAAACUGCACUCUGAAUGGCACACACAUAAAUGCUGGUGAGCCAGUAUAUCCUAAUGAUACGCUGCAGAACGACGAUGAAGUAUUUCCAGAUGGAAAAUCCUUUCCAAGGACCUCCAGGAAGAAAGGAUCCAAAUUUAUCUUUGUUUGGCAAACACUUGGGAAGUACUGGCAGGUGAUAGAUGGUCCCUCCUCUCUGCUGACCAUUGACACAGCAGAUAUCCCAUUAGGAUCCUUUACCAUGGAGGUGAUUGUGUACCAUUAUCGUGGACGUGAGAAAUUCAUUCCUAUUGGAAAAGCUACUUCGCAGUUUACAGUCACAGAUCAGAUUCCAUUCUCUGUUGACAUUUCCCAGAUCAGUGAUCUCAAUGAUGCAGACAACAGCUUCAUACAGAACCGGGCUAUUCUAUUUGAAAUUAAACUCCAUGAUCCUAGCCAGUAUUUAAAAGAUGCUGAAGUCAGCUUCAAUUGGGAUUUUGGAGAUGGCAGUGGUACCCUUAUCUCCCAGAUGCAUACGGUGACCCAUAUCUACCUCUCAACAGGAGUUUUCAAGCCACGAGUAGUCCUACAGGCUGCCAUACCAUCUUCCGUGUGCAGCACAGCCAAUCCAACUGCUGAGAGUUCAAAUCCGAUUACCUCAACCAUGAGCUUUGACCCCACAUCAUCUCCCCCCUUUGUGAUUUCUGAACUGGCUGUGUCCCCUGCAUCUAAUCAGCCAGCUGCAGGGGAGGUUUCCACAGGAAAUACUGCUCCUUCUCAACCACCAACAAUUGAACCUAUAGCUGUAACUUCUCCAGUAUCUGAUUCCCCAGUACCACCAUCUCAGCAGGAACCAAUCAUAAUUCUCACUGUCACUCUUCCGAUUCCUUCUUCCACCAUCAAUUCUGCUGCCCCUGAUGAAACUUUAAAUGCAGCCAUUGCUGUUUCAGAACAAAAUAUAAAUGCAGCAAGCCCUGCUACUGAUGAUGCUAUAAAUGCAGCCCCAGAACAAGCUACAAAUGCACCAACUGCAGCCCCAGAACAGGCUACAAAUGCGGUAACUGCAGCCCCAGAACAGGCUACAAAUGCGGCAACUGCAGCCCCAGAACAGGCUACAAAUGCGGCAACUGCAGCCCCAGAACAGGCUAUAAAUGCGGCAACUGCAGCCCCAGAACAGGCUAUAAAUGCAGCAACCCCAGUCACUGAUGAAGCUUUAAAUGCAGCAAUCGCCGUUUCAGAGCAAACUAUAAAUGUGGAAGCGACCAGUGCAACUGUAAAUACAGCAACUCUUGCCACUGAUGAGGCUAUCAUUGCAGCAACCUUCAUCACUGAUGAAGCUCCAAAUGUGGAAAACACUGCCUCAGAACAACCAACUGAUGAACCUGCUACAAAUUUGAUUCUAGAUAGUGAGACAACUGCAACAGGCACUAAUCAGGGAUUGCUGCUGGUGAAACGAGAGGCUCUGGAAGACCCAGCAAAUAAUUGCUUUAUCUAUCGCUAUGGCACCUUCACGACUACCAUCAAUACCAUUCAGAGCAUUGAAAGUGUGGAAAUUGUGCAGAUUUCAAAUGUAAUACCUGGCUCUGUGUCAGAGAUGCAGCAAAAUGCUGUGGAUUUCACAGUGACUUGUCAAGGAAGCUUCCCAAGUGAGAUUUGUACUGUUAUCUUGGAUGCAGACUGUAUAAAUCCUCAGCAAACAGACUGCAGUGAAGUGCUACCCGCUGAUGAAUGUCAACUUAUCCUUCGCCAAUUCUUCAACUCCUCUGGGAUUUACUGUGUGAAUGUUUCGAUGACCAAUGCAGUCAGUUUGGCUGUUGCCAGUGCACAUGUUGACGUGAACCCAACUGCAGGUGGGACACCAAAUACCACUGAGGCACUAGUACUUGUUGGAAUGUUUCUCAUUGCUAGCAUCAUUGGAGUUGUAGCUGUUACCUACAGGAAGUACAAGGAAUAUGCUCCAUUGCAUCAGGAUCCCUCGAGGAUUCAUUCUGAGAGGAUUCCAGACAGAGGAGUGGUGAACAUUUUCCUGAAAAACAUAUUCAGCCGUCCACGGAGCGGAGUGGGCGAGAACAGUCCCCUGCUGCACGGGUGUGUCGUCUGAAUCAUUUCACAUGAGUUAUUAAAGCAAAUUCAUGUAACUAAUAAAAUGUAAUCAAAGUGUAA